AGUGGUAAAAUUACAGAUCCACUGAGUCUGUAUACGAGAAUGGGAAGGGAAAGAUCGGGACGUUUUCGUAUAAAUGCUGGCGGUGCUCGUCUUCGAGAUGCAGAUUCUAUCUUACCAAUUAGACUUGGACGAAGCCACAUCGCCAUGAAGUUUUUAAUCAUUAGCUUUGCUAUCAUUAGCUGCGCAUUCGCUCAGUACGGCGGUGGUUUUCGGCCGUUUCCAAAACCUGCUAUUACCCCAAAGCCAUACCCGAUUCCACAACCGCAGCCGCAAUUUCCACCCCAGUUCCAACCUCAGCAGCCUCAGUAUCAACCACAAAAUCAAUUCAGACCAAGUGGACCAAUAAUUCCAAUCCGUAGUCAAUCUCAAGAUUCAUCACCCGAUGGUUCAUAUCAAUUUAGUUACGAAACUGAUAACGGAAUAUCGGUGUCUGAAAGCGGAAGUCCUAAAGGUGUUGCCACUCCAGACGGACAAGCUGAAGUUGUCCAAGGACGUUACUCUUAUGUAGCACCUGAUGGCACGCCAAUAACAGUAGAGUAUUACGCCGACGAAACUGGAUUCCAUGCAACAGGUGCUCAUAUUCCGACUCCACCCCCAAUCCCAGAAGCAAUCCAGCGUGCAAUUGCUUCACUUCCACCCAGUAAUGAAGGCCAGUACCAAGAAGAGCAAUACAAUAAUCGCCAAUACAACCAAAAUCCUGGUGGACCUUUCCGAAGAUUCUAAUAAUUAACGUACUUAUAAUAAUUACUCCAAUAUACAUUUAAAGCACGAUCAACAAUAUGUAAAAAAAAAUCUCUUUCUUAGCAAAUUCGUAUAUUUAAAUUUUUGUGUCGUGCUCACCAAUUAACCUGUGAUUAAUUCUAUUAUAAAUAUAC
Microplitis mediator is the source of this 875-nucleotide messenger RNA. Its product is annotated as endocuticle structural glycoprotein SgAbd-2-like. Gene Ontology annotation, cellular component: chitin-based extracellular matrix. Gene Ontology annotation, molecular function: structural constituent of chitin-based larval cuticle. NCBI's taxonomy places the organism in Eukaryota, Metazoa, Arthropoda, Insecta, Hymenoptera, Braconidae. The record is from RefSeq and is a predicted model, not a curated record. The transcript has 4 exons. Bases 40 to 723 code for a protein of 227 amino acids.